AUGGCCGUGAAGCACGAGCUCUACAUCCGCGCCUUCCAGAAGCUCAGCGACUUCCCCCCGAUCCACGUGCACACGGACGAGUCCCGGUUCUGUGCGCUGCUCCGGCAGCUCCUGGAGGAUCACCGGGACGUGGUGACGCUGCUGGCCGAGGGGCUGCGGGAGUGCCAGAGACACAUACAGGACCCGCGGCUGCUGCGGCCGUUCCUGGACCAGACGCUGACGUCGCGCCUGGGGAUGCGGAUGCUGGCGGCGCAUCACCUGGGGCUGCACGAGGAGAGGAGCUCCCCUGUUCAGGUCUACCAG
Lonchura striata (white-rumped munia) is the source of this 303-nucleotide messenger RNA. The record is from RefSeq and is a predicted model, not a curated record. Lineage: Eukaryota; Metazoa; Chordata; Aves; Passeriformes; Estrildidae.